UAUACUAGCUCUAGUAACCUCGGCCCAUAGAAAAACCAGUUCACCAUGCUUGCAAACAAGAGCAGCUCUGCAGCAGACAAGACUGCCGCCAGUGAGAUCGCGAUCGACCUCCCUCUCAAGAUAAGCAUAUACAACAAGAACGGCCGCAUCGAGCAGGUCCUGCGCAGUCCCUUCGUGACAGCAUCCGAGGACCCUGGCAUCACCGGCGUCGCGACGAGGGACGUCGUCAUCGACCGAGAAGCCGGCGUGGCCGCGCGCCUCUUUCUACCCACCGGCGCCGUCGCAACAGGCCGGAGGCUUCCCCUCGUCUUGUUCUUCCAUGGCGGUUCCUUCGCCGCCGGGGCGGCGGAGAGGAGCGCGUUCUGCCGGACGUACCACCGUUAUGCCACCUCCCUCGCCGCGCACGCCAAGGCGCUCGUCGUGUCCGUGGAGUACCGUCUUGUGCCGGAGCAUCCCGUGACCGCGGCCUACGAUGACGCCUGGACCGCGCUCCGGUGGGCGGCAUCCUCCGCUGACCCCUGGCUCUUGUACCACGCCGACCCGCGCUGCACUUUCGUCGCCGGCGACGGCGCGGGUGGCGACAUCGCCUACCGCACGGCCGUACGCGCCAGCCGGGAUGGCGAGGACAUCGACAUCGACAUCGACAUCGACAUCGAGGGGCUACUUCUCAUCCAUCCCUACUUCUGGGAACCCGAGUGGCCGCCUACAGAAAAUGCCGGCCAUGGUGGCGGGUUUCUCACGACACCGCAGGUGGCCGCGACCGCGUUACUGCCAUGCCGGCGUGCGCUGGUCGCCGUGGCCAAGAAGCAGGGCGCCGUCCGGGAACCCGGCCGCAGGUCUGCUGCACGCAUGCGCGGAUGCUGGUGGCGUGGGGAGGUGACCAUCGUGGAAUUGAACAGUGAGGACGACCACGGCUUCCACCUGUACGGUCCGGCGAGUGGUAGCACCGAGAGGCUCAUGGACACCAUAGUGGAAUUCGUAAACAAGAAGGAGCACGGUUCAAUGUUGCAUGGUGAAAAGGAGGUUGCACCAAGCUUGUCUAAUGGGCCAUAUAAGGCCGUGUCUGCAGAAGUUCCAAGGGGACCUCUGACCAAGAGCUGCCUGUAGUGUGUGAUUCAACAUAUAUAUGCCUUUACUAGUCACGCUUUCAUGACUUA
Messenger RNA from Panicum virgatum (switchgrass), 1157 nucleotides. Its product is annotated as probable carboxylesterase 12. The transcript has a single exon. Gene Ontology annotation, molecular function: hydrolase activity. Lineage: Eukaryota; Viridiplantae; Streptophyta; Magnoliopsida; Poales; Poaceae. The record is from RefSeq and is a predicted model, not a curated record. The coding region runs from base 46 to 1107 and encodes 353 amino acids.